Anopheles moucheti is the source of this 2214-nucleotide messenger RNA. RefSeq names its product protein RCC2 homolog. The record is from RefSeq and is a predicted model, not a curated record. The coding region runs from base 189 to 1613 and encodes 474 amino acids. NCBI's taxonomy places the organism in Eukaryota, Metazoa, Arthropoda, Insecta, Diptera, Culicidae. The transcript has 6 exons.
AAAAAAACAGCGUCGUCUGAAGCUGUGGCUUGUUUGUUCGGUUUGUUUAGCGCUCCGCGGUCACCGCUAUUCCAAAACAAAUCUGCUUUGUCCUCGUACUGUACCAUUCCCCGGUCUUCCACUACGUGUUGUGCUACCGUGUCCGUUUGCGUUCGAUUGUGAAUUUGUGUGCAAAAGCCAAGUAAAACAUGUCCUCCAAACGAAAGCCGGACGGUACGAAGAAGGCAGUGAAAAAGCGAAAAAACUCCGAAUCGAAUUAUGAUUCCGACCUGAGUGAUGAAUAUCCACGAGCGGGCGAACCGUCCGCCCGGGAGGUGGUGGUGGAGGAGUUGCGGCCGAUGGAAAAGCUGCCGGAAGAGCUGCUGGCCGUGUACGAUAAAGGACCCGGCAAGCUGCUCAUCGCGGGCAUGGUGUCCUGGGAAAUGACCGGCAAACGUGACUCGAAAGGGGUGACCAAGAUUCGUCCGAAUCUAUUCACCUUCCACAGAUUUACCAGCGAAACGUACCGUUCAAUGGCAAGCUUCUGUUCUGCCGCUCAUUCUGUGUUGAUUGAUGAAAACUGGAAAGCUUUUACCUUUGGACGCAAUCAACUCAGCCAGCUGGGUCUUGGUGAUACUACGACGUAUGAAAAACCGACACAGGUGGCAGAUUUGGCUGACUUUAAUGUUAUACAGGCGGCGUGCGGUCGUAACCAUACGCUGUUCCUAACCGAUACCGGCACCGUGUAUGCCUGCGGUGACAACAAGAGCGGCCAGUGCGGUGUGGGUAAUAAGCUGCCCACGAUCCCCUCGCCUACGCGGAUCAGCUACAAUGGGCCACCGAUCAUAAAGGUCGGAUGUGGUGCCGAGUUUUCCGUAAUAUUGGAUAUUAAGGGAAAUUUGCACACGUUCGGUUUGCCAGAGUACGGGCAGCUGGGCCACAAUACGGACGGUCGGUACUUUGUCACCUCGACUAAGAUGUCGUUCCACUUCGAAACGCAACCGCGCAAGGUGCUGGUGUACAUGGAGAAGAACAAGGAAGGCCACGUGCUGCCGAUUGAAAAUGUCAAUAUUAUCGACUUUGCCUGUGGCAACAACCAUACCGUGGCAAUCGAUUCGAAGAACCGAGCGUACAGUUGGGGCUUUGGAGGUAUUGGCCGUUUGGGUCAUGCUGAGCAGAAAGACGAGAUGGUACCGAGACUGAUCAAAUUCUUCGACACACAGAACCGCAAAGUGAUGCGCGUGUUUUGUGGCUCAUCGUACAGUUUGGCAAUAUCCGACAUUGGUUCAUUGUAUCUGUUCGGUCAAAACAAGAAAACGGGCGAAGCCAACAUGUACCCGAAACCGGUGCAGGAUCUAGCUGGCUGGAACAUUACCAGCAUCGGUGCGGGCUAUACCUCGAUCGUAAUCUCGGCAGACGAUUCGUUGAUUGCCUGGGGCGCAUCACCGACCUACGGAGAACUGGGUUUGGGUGAUUUGCAAAAAUCCUCCUCCACGCCCAAGGAGGUGACGCGUAUGGAGGGCAUGAAAAUUCCCCUUGUUGCGCUAGGAUACUCCCAUUCGAUGCUGCUGGUCAACACAGAGCAUGAAAAGUCGAAGGAGAAGUACGACAACCUGCCCGAGUUUGUUGUCUAGAUGCUCCACUACGGCACCUGACCGCGCGUUAUCCGACUGACUGCCAGCAGAUGUGAAGAGGCGUAGAACGGCGCGCCAACACUUUCUACACUGCUCAUUGUGUGUUGCCGUCGUACGAAAAUCCGAACCGAGCAUACUGUGUCUCAAACUAAUUUUUACUAGUAUUAGUUUUCCAUCAAUCACUCCACAUCGUAAUGUAUUUGUACUAUUUUUGGGAAUUAAACGUGCAUUUAGCUUUUCCCGGUCGGAACAGUUUCCACUAGAAAGGCAUGUAUUUCCACCAAAAAAAAAAAAACGACAAUCGGAGAGUAUUAUGAUACGUAAAUGAUACGAAAGAACUGUCCUACGGACGCACACAGUUAGUAUGCUAGUGGAUUUAGAAAGUAGAAACAGUAGCGAAAUCAUUUUUGUUUGUAUCGUAUCGCAUUAGUAUUCUUAUCUGUUUUGUGUAUAGAUUUACGAUUAGUUUAUUUAUUGCAGUAUAUUUGGAACAGGUUUAACAGUUUAGUAUUUUGCUUCUAUUUAGAGGCAUACUGGAAUUUCAAUUUCUUAAUAUUGAUUUUAAAAUGUCUUAAUCGACUAGACUUUAAACGUGUUAGUA